Lachnellula hyalina is the source of this 5934-nucleotide messenger RNA. Its product is annotated as Ankyrin repeat domain-containing protein. Lineage: Eukaryota; Fungi; Ascomycota; Leotiomycetes; Helotiales; Lachnaceae. The record is from RefSeq and is a predicted model, not a curated record. Gene Ontology annotation, molecular function: protein binding. Bases 1 to 5934 code for a protein of 1977 amino acids. The transcript is spliced from 5 exons.
AUGCCGGCCCGUGUUGUAGAACGGGAUCUUAAAACGCGGCUUGGUGGCAUCGUCGAGAGCUUCUUCACGAACCUCACACCGAGUGAAAAGGAGUUAUUUGUUGCAACUACAGUUGUAGAGAAUCUACUAUCCGAUAUUCAAGAUGCAGAACGACAGCACAAGUCGAAAAGUACCAGCCGAAAGGUUUCGGCGGCGCUGAAACCAUUUGUUGCGGGUGUUGAGCAGUAUGCGUCUUCUUUUGAUGUAAUCGCGAAUUGCAGCACCAUGAUCCUAUCGCCACUAUGGGGUUCAUUCCGGAUCGUUUUGCUUCUUGCGAAAGAGUAUUCCGAGUAUUUCGACAAGAUCUCGGAUAUGAUGGAAAUAAUGGGACUUCAUCUCUCUCAACUUCGGCGCCUACCGCAUCUGUUUCCCAAUAAUGAGCAGCUGAAAUCUUUCAUGGUGGAAGUAUACCAGAUCAUGUUUGAAUUCUGUUCCAAGGCCAGAAGUGUGUUUAUUCAAGCAAGCGAGAGGAAAGGGAAGAAUCAUCUGCGUGCCCUCACACCUGUCGGCAUUUCGACCAUGAUCAAGCUCAUUUGGAAACCGUUCAAAAUCCAGUUCGGAGAACUUCGGACCAGACUGAGUGAGUGUAUGAUCAAGAUCGACCACGAGAUCAAUCUCGCGGAAAAGGAGGAAGCGCACGCGGAGCGAGUUCGAGCUGCUCAAGAACGCAUGCUUCAAGGAAGCCGCUGGGAGCAGACUGAACGUAUCCACACCAAGUGGCAGGGUGAGGUAGAGGAAAAUGCGAUGGAAAGGGUAAUUAAAUGGCUUGCACCUGCCGAUGUUACCAGCAACCAGAAUGCCUCAACAAAGCUUCGAUACGGUAACACGGGCUCGUGGUUCCUAGAUGGCAAUGUGUUCCAGACAUGGCUCGAAAACAACAAGUCACCACUAUUUUGGCUGCAUGCAAUUCCUGGCGCUGGAAAAACUGUUCUUACAUCGAGUGUCAUCAACUACAUCAAGCAUGAAUUUCAAUCAGAUGAGGUUGGUCUUGCAUAUUUCUACUGCGAUUACAAGGACCCUAUGAAGCAGGACCCGGCAGUCGUACUGCGAACACUACUCAGCCAACUUAGCAGCCAAAACAUUGCGGUGUUUCAGAAUGUUCAGAACUUUUUCAAGGAGCAGUACAAGGAUGAUCGGACAGCUAACAUGGUACCACCGUCAUUGGACCUGGUGUACAUUGUUAUUGAUGCUAUUGAUGAGUGUCAAGAUCGGGAAUGCAUAUUGAACGCCAUUUCAGCAAUCGCUGACUCGCUCGAGCACGUCAAAAUUUUCGUCAGCUCUCGGGAAGAUCCGCUAAUCAACGAGGAAUUUAGAGGUUUCCCUGAGCUCAAGAUGAGAGCCCAACAUGUCUCGGCAGAUAUUGGAAGCUAUAUAAAUGCAAGAUUGGAUGAGAGGAUUGCCUCAAAAAAACUCAAAGUCAGGGACGACGAGCUUCGAAAGGAAAUAUCGAACACCUUGGUCGACAAGGCUGACGGCAUGUUCCAAUGGAUAAAUUGCCAAAUCGACCACCUCUGCAAGUUUAAAACUCACAACACCAUUCGGGAAGCCUUGAAGUCUUUACCCAAGACGUUAGAGGACACAUAUCUUCGAAUCCUCCAGUCCAUUGACGAAGAUUACGCCGAAACCGUCCGAAUGCUCUUGAUGUGGCUUGUUCGUGGAGCGCGAGAACUGACGCUCAAAGAAUUGGCAUCUGCCAUUGCUAUCGAUCCCCGUGCGGAAAACGAAAACCUCGAUAUUGAUGACCAAAUGGAUCCAGAGGAUAUUGUGGGGCUCUGUAGCAGUCUUCUGGUUGUCUCUGAUGAAAACAAAGUGUCUCUUGCUCAUUUCACCGUUAAGGAGUUUUUAACUUCCCCAAGACUGAAACAAACAAUGGGAGGGUACUACAUUGGCGAUGACGACGUACAUACAGAACUUGCAGAAGUAUGUUUGACUUAUCUAGGGUACCGAGACUUUGAUCGCAGGCCAUUCGCAUCUGUUGAUGAGGUGGUCUCUUUUCUGGAUCAAUUCGGCUUUCUAGAAUAUGCAUCCAAGUCGUGGGCCAUCCACGCACACAAGGCUACACCCUCCGAGAACUUGAUUCACGGCCUAAUUGAACAGUUGUUCCAUUCUAGUGCCAAGAAUCGAUCUAAUUACGAUCUGUGGCUGCAAGUCUACCACUUGCAAUAUCGACGAAACACCCUUAAUAUGGCCACCCCAAUCCAUGCCAGUCCAUUAUACUAUGCAUCUCUAUUUGGUCUUCCAAAAGUAGUCGAAUCCCUCCUUGACCAAGGUGCGGAGCCGACAUUAGGAAAUGACAAAAAAGAUGAUCCUCUUUUUGCCUGCGCAACGGAAGGACACGCUGACGUGAUCGAUAUUCUUCUCGAGCGUUGUUUCGAGGGCGAAGCUAAGGACAAAUUAGGUCGUUACUUGUACUCAGCAGCAUCAAAGGGUCAUGGUAAAGCCGUUGAGGUUUUGUUGAAGUGGGGAGCACCGAUUGAAAGCAAGGGUGGUAAAUACGGUACGCCCUUGCAAGUCUCUGCUCUUGAAGGCCAUGUGGGUUGCGUUGAUGUUCUUCUCAAGAGGGGCGCUAAUCUCAGGGCUGUCGAUACACGAUUUGGUAUGCCGUUAGCUGCUGCCGCUGAGAAGGGUCAUCGUCAGGUCGCACAGCUGCUAUUAAAUUCUGGUGCGCCUGUCAACGGCCGAGGGGGCUGGUACUCAACCCCGCUAGUUUCUGCAAUAGUUGGAAAAGACGACUCAAUAAUCCAUAAGAUGCUGGACAAUGGUGCAAAUGUCAAUAUCCAAGGAGGUCGACACGACUGUGCAUUGAUGGCAGCCGCUGCGCUGGGAAGGAUUGAUCUGGUGAAGAAGCUGAUCGACCUGGGAGCUAAAGUCAACGACGAGAAUGAUAAAGGCGCGGAUGCUUUGCACUCGGCGUGCUGCGCUGGCAGACUCGAUGUGGUCGAGCUUCUGUUGGCUUCAGGAGCGGACGUCAAUGCCAAAGGAGGUAAGCAUCGAAAUGCUCUCAAUGCAGCAAGCGCGGAGGGACAUCUAGCUAUUGUUCAAAGAUUAUUAGCGGCUGGUGCAGACCCACAUGCUACCGAUCCACAUUAUGGCAAUUGCCUACAAGCGGCUGCCUUUUCUGGCCACAAAGACAUCGUACGUGUUCUGGCAGAGGCUGGAGUCGAUGUGAACAAGGAAGGCGGGGUUCGAGGUACAGCACUCGUCAGUGCCGCCUCAUCUGGAGAUAUAGAAAUGAUCGAUCUCCUGCUUAAGCUAGGCGUGCCGACAGGGAGCACAGAAGACACUUUAAAUGCCUUGGCCAUCGCAACCUGGAAACAGAAUGAACCUCUGAUACAACAUAUGCUCGAUCUCGGGGCUGAGGUUGACUCGUCAGAUGACUUUGCGCAAGUCAAACAGGAGAACUGGACUCCCCUGAGCAUUGCUGCUUUCAAAGGAAACAUAACCUUGGUAGAGAUGUUCUUGGGCCUUGGAGCAGACGUGAAUGCUGAAGCCGGAGUUCACGGAACAGCACUAAUAGCUGCAAUUGACAGCGACCAUUGCAACCACAAGGUCGUAGAGGCACUUCUUGCUGCUGGGGCAAAUUUCAACGAGGGAGUGGACCCAGAAGAUGGAACUCAUGCAGGCAGUGCUCUUGUUGCUGCUGUUAGGAGAGCAGACGUCAAAGCUAUUACCAUUCUGCUGGAUUACGGUGCGGACGUCAAUAUGGUCAAUGAUAGCCUAUAUUCUCCGCUGAUGGAUGCUGUAAACAUGCCCAACGAUACUUUAAUAGAUUUGUUGAUAGAAAGAGGAGCGGAUGUCAAUCUGACUAUUGACCCAUAUUAUGACAUAUCAAUGGACGACUCAACAGUAGAUGAUGGAGUGGCGACCGCGUUGGAAGUAGCGGCUAUGGAAGGCUAUGUUACUCAGAUUCGUAAGUUGGUCCAGGCAGGUGCCCAUUUGGUACAACCAAGAGACGAUACUGCAUUCAAGACUGCACUUCAGUGUGCGGCAUACCACGGAGAACACGAAGCAGUAGCUACCCUACUUGAGUUGGGCAGUGACGUGCAUGUAGUUGGGGGAACGUUUGGCUCUGCUCUUCAAGCUGCUGUGUGCUCGGAUAACAUAGAAUGCGUUACCCUCCUACUCGACGCGGGCGCAAAAAUCAACGAAAACAAUAUCGGAAAGCACGGUUCAGCGUUAAUAGCUGCCUGCAUUGAGCAGGAGAAAGAAGAUGUGUUUAAUAUCCUUAUGGAACGCGGAGCAGAUCCCAACACCGAUGCAGGCGGGAAGUUCCCUUACGCCAUAAUUGCCAUGGCUUACUCUGGAGAUCUCGAGGGUGUAAAGGCACUUCUAAGAGCAGGAGCAGAUGUCAAAAAGUAUGGAGGAAUGUACCAUUCUGCAAUCCAAGCCUCAGCAGAAAACGGCGGUUGGGAAAUCGCUGAGAUACUCCUUGAAGCCGGUGCUGACAUCAAUGCCUGCGGGGGUUUCUACGGUACCGUCCUGGAGAGCGCCUAUCGAGACGGGUACUUUCAGCUCAUCUGGAAACUCUACCACUGGGGAGCUUCGAACACCAUUAAUGGCGGUAUAUGGGGAUCUGUACUUGGAGCUGCGAUUGGCGGAUCUUGCCAUACCCUUGUACAUCAACUCGUGGAAUCACAUAAUGUUAACGUGAAUCAGACUUGCGGAAAAUGGGGCUCGCCUCUUCAUUUUGUUAUCUUGCACCGGAAUGAUGAUGAAGAGGAAUUGGUUGAUGUCUUCUUGAGCGCCAAUGCGGACGUUAAUGCCGUCGGUGGAUGCUAUUCUACGCCACUUGGAGCGGCUGUUGCGGUAGGCAAAGAAAGUGUAUACAGAAAGUUGCUAGAUAAGGGCGCGGACCCCAAUCUUAUGGAUGGCAAGUCGGGUCGCGGCCCUCUGUUUCUUGCGUGCCGAGAACAGAAGUACGACUAUGUCAAGCAGUUGAUUGAGAGGGGCGCUGAUGUUAAUGCUUGCACAAAACGAGGGUCUGUCCUACAAAGUGCUGCUUUCAGUAUGGAUAGGACGGAAGGCGGUCUCAAAAUAAUCCAGUACCUCAUCUCCUGCGGCGCAGAACUUAACGCCGUCACUGAAGGACCGCACGGAACAGCUUUGAAUGCAGCAGCAAAGAACGGCGAUUUCAGGACAAUAAAAUGGAUGCUUAAGCAUGGCGCAGACCUCAAUAUAAUAGGCGGACCGUUUGGAUCUGCACUUCAAGCAGCUGCUUUCCAUGCUCCGACCGAAUGCAUUAGGUUUCUUCUGAAAUCUGGAGCGGACGUUAACCAAAUCGGUGGAAAAUACAGAACUGCGUUGCAAGCUGCUUGCGCUGCUGGUAAUGCUAAAACAGCAAAGUUACUGCUUAAACAUGGCGCAGACCCGAACAUCCAGGGAGGAAAAUAUGGCACGGCACUUCAAGCUGCUUGUGCUGCGAGAAAUACAUGGCUGGUACAGUUGCUGCUCUCCCGCGGUGCUGACCCGAAGAUUGCGGGAGGUCGGUAUGCGAAUGCAUUUACUGCUGCCGUGAUGAUGAAUGACAACGAAGUAGUCAAGGCUUUGCUGGCCGAACCAGGAAUAGGUAAGGACAUGUUGGGUGAGAGGAAGGCGCAUUAUAAAGACCACCUAUGGAAGGGCUGUGAGGAGUUCAUCAAUACCGUGCUAGAGGAUGAGGAACCCCUUGAGGAGUUUGAUGAGUCUUUCGUCGAGUUGUCAGAUGAAAGUGAGUAUGAGGACACGGAUGGUGAUCUAGAAGGCGAGGCGGGGAAGGAAGAUGAGAAUGACGACUGGGAGACUGAUGGCGAGGAGGCUCGCGAAUCAGAUGUCGAGGAAGAAGAUGACGGCGAGACGGCAUUGAGUUGGCUGAAGGUUGAUUGUGGACCGGGAGGCGACUUUGAUGCUGAAGAGUAA